CGGAGAACGUGCGGAAGCAUCUAUUUGACACUAAAUACGCGUCGGUACAGUACAUAGUUUGUAUCAAGAUUAGGCGAGAUGUAGAGCUCGGACAUGACUUGAACCUGAUAUAAGCAUUGCAAAAACCCUGUCGAGAGGAGUCACGAACAUCAGACUCCGGCAAUCAAAAUGCAUUUCAACUCCCUUCUUCCUGUUGUGCUUGCUCUCAGCAGCAUGGCCACUGCGUCAGUGAUUCCUGAGUCCCUGGUCGAGUCCAGACAGAGCAGCCCAGCAGCCGGAGUAGUCUACAGCAAAUGCUCCAAACCCGGCGUCUUCGCUCUCGCCUUCGAUGAUGGACCCGGCGCCUACACCCAGGAACUCAUCAACACCCUCAACGCCGCAGGAGCAAAGGCCACUUUCUUCUUCACCGGCACUUUGUACGGCUGUAUAUACAACAGAGCAGCCGCCGUCAAAGCCGCAUACAGUAGUGGCCACCAAGUCGCCUCUCACACCUGGACACACCCCCAAACUCUCGACACCAUGAGUGUAGCUCAACUCACCACUGAGAUGCAGAAGCUCGAGACUGCAUUCGUUAACAUCAUUGGUGUGAAGCCGACCUACAUGCGUCCUCCCUACCUCAAAACUGGAGGCAACGUUCCCACUGCAAUGAGAAAUCUUGGCUAUAAGAUGAUCACCGAUAGCGUGGACUCGCAGGACUGGAAUGGCCUGAGUGUUUCUGCCAGUGAGCAGAGAUUCAGAAGUGCAGGACCAAAGACCCCUGAUGGCUUUGGCCAUAUCUCGCUGUUGCAUGAGACUUAUGCAAAUACAGUGAGAGAUCUGGUCCCGAGAUUGAUCAAGUGGGCCAAAGAGAACAACAAAUGUUGCAGCUGAGUGUC
Molecule: messenger RNA, 875 nt
Organism: Aureobasidium subglaciale EXF-2481
Lineage: Eukaryota; Fungi; Ascomycota; Dothideomycetes; Dothideales; Saccotheciaceae
Product: carbohydrate esterase family 4 protein
Exons: 2
Coding region: 169-870 (233 amino acids)
Biological process (GO): carbohydrate metabolic process
Molecular function (GO): hydrolase activity, acting on carbon-nitrogen (but not peptide) bonds
Source: RefSeq, a predicted model, not a curated record